AAUACGUGUCUCUCUCUCAAUCUCUCCUCCCUCGCUCUCUCUCUCUCAAUCUCCCACCAUGGUUCCUCUAUCAUCUUCUUCUUCUUCUUCGUCGCCCAACCCUAGAUUGAUCCCUCCUCUCCAAAUAAAGAGAGCCCCCACAGAGUUUGAUAUAGUCCUUCCUCCUCCACAACAAACAGAGAAGGAAGGAAGCGUCGAUUUGAUCGUUCAGAUACAUUCAAAUAUCUUUUAUUCACAUCCGAUCAGAUUCCGGUCAUCUUCUCCGGCUACACUGCCGAGUCGGAAGACUCCUCUUAUUCCGAGAUGUCUGAUAAUUCCAUCACUUACUCUACUAAAUCAUCUGAUCAGAAACAGGAGGAGGUUGACCAGGCAAGUCCUCACAUCACCUCUGUAUUUUGCGCCUGAGUUUAUGACAUGUAUGAAAUAAACGAGAUUUUAAUCACUGGUAUCUUGUUAAAGGUGAGAGGAGUUGCUAUGAUGAAGGAAAGCGUACUGCAGAAACACUGGCCAUGGAUUAUCACCGAGGUGCAGGUGUGGAGGUUAGGAUCGCUCGUAUUUUCAACACGUAUGGACCGAGAAUGUGCCUCGAUGAUGGGCGUGUUGUUAGUAACUUCGUUGCCCAGGCCAUCCGCAAAAACCCAAUGACUGUUUACGGUGAUGGAAAACAAACUCGAAGCUUUCAAUAUGUUUCUGACUUAGUGGAUGGACUUGUAGCGUUAAUGGAACACGAUCACAUAGGACCAGGCAAGUCCUCACAUAAUCUGCAGCCUGCAUACUACAAUUUUGGUGUUCUGUACUCCGAGAUGAUGCAAUAUGACAGUGCCUUGGGCUGUUACGAGAAGGCUGCAAUUGAGAGACCAAUGUAUGCCGAAGCAUAUUGAGUGUUCUGUUGGGAGAAGGCAGAUGUGCAACAGAAGUGGCAGAUGUUCUGUUGUCCUGAUUCUUAGUGGCGCACACAAGUAUGUGUAGCUGCUGUAAUUCAUCUCUUAGUUUGUACAUAGCAUUGUUCGAUGGCCGUGAACGUGUGAAGUACACCCGUGAGCAGCUUCUGAAACUUAAAGAGGUGAUUAUCUUACUUUAGAAAACUGUAGAACAAAGCUUGUCUAAUUUGA
Messenger RNA from Raphanus sativus (radish), 1112 nucleotides. Its product is annotated as UDP-glucuronic acid decarboxylase 1-like. The record is from RefSeq and is a predicted model, not a curated record. Gene Ontology annotation, molecular function: NAD+ binding; UDP-glucuronate decarboxylase activity; protein binding. Gene Ontology annotation, biological process: D-xylose metabolic process. Lineage: Eukaryota; Viridiplantae; Streptophyta; Magnoliopsida; Brassicales; Brassicaceae. The transcript has 4 exons. Gene Ontology annotation, cellular component: cytoplasm. Bases 510 to 881 code for a protein of 123 amino acids.